Messenger RNA from Caenorhabditis sp. 36 PRJEB53466, 2660 nucleotides. NCBI's taxonomy places the organism in Eukaryota, Metazoa, Nematoda, Chromadorea, Rhabditida, Rhabditidae. The record is from the annotation of a GenBank genome assembly.
AUGACCUCAAUCGAUGUGACCGAGAUUUUGAAGAGUUCCUCUUCGUCUUCGUAUCAGGUUUGUCAGGUUUUGGUGUGGGAAAGCCAUUUAAAAAUGUGUGUUAGAUAAAGCUGCACAGAAAAGUGAAACGUUUCCAAAAUAUCUACCCUAAAACUCUACAAUCUCCUUAUAAAAUCAAUAUUUUCUAGCCAGCAAAGAAGAAGUCGCGUUUCGACGAGAACGGCGCUUCCACGUCGGUUCCACCUCGUCCUGAGGACAUUCUGGCGGCGCUCGAGGCAGAAGAAUCCACGUUUGUGGUCCUCGACGAAGUGCACGUGAAGAAGUUGGUGGCGCAGCUGGAGAAGAAGAUGAAGGCGAACCGGGAGCAGAGAGUCAAGAAUCCGGACGAUCCGAAAAAGUUUAUGGACUCGGAAAUCGAGUUGGACAAGGCCAUUCAGGUGGGCAACUGAUUCAUCCCUAAAAAUCCCAAAAAUUUGCAGGAAAUGCACAGCUUGGCGUCUCAGCCCGACCUCUACGGCGCUUUCGUCGAGGCGAACGGCGUCGAAAUCGUUCUGCAGCUUCUCGGACACGAAAAUUCGGAUAUCGUGUGCGCCACGCUCAGUUUGUUGAGGGUAAGCAUAGAAAUGUAGAGAAAAUCCAGAAAAUACACGGAAAAAAGCGGUAAAACGAGUUUUCAAAUUCACAGGAGCUGACGGACGACGACGUGAUGAACGAGGGAGAGGAGGGGGCGGCCGAACUGAUCGACAGCCUCGUGAAUGGAUCCAUCGUGACCACUCUUCUGGCUUGUGUCGAGCGAUUGGACGAAAGUGUGAAGGACGAGGCCGACGGGGUGCACAACGCUCUCGGAGUCGUCGACAACGUAAGCUUAACCUAUAGCUUAACUUUUUUUCAAGAAAGGGCUUCUAUUUGAAAGAUUCGGCUUGUAAGAAAGGCUAUUGCUCUGAAAACGUGAAACAAAUAUUUCGAUGCACAUUGAAACUGAUUUUUUCAGAUGAUCGGCUUCCGGGACGACAUAACGGAGGAGUGUGUGAAGCACGGAUUCAUAGUGUACCUGCUGAAGAGGUGCUUCCAGAAGGGACCGUUUGACGCGAACAAAAUUUUCGCCUCAGAACUGCUUUCCGUUAUUUUACAGGCUUCCGAGACGGCCAAGGCCAAAUUGACGGAUAAAGUCGACGGAAUCGAUAUCCUGUUGAGGGUGGGUCGCAGUCAUGUGAAAAGAGAUCAUUUCACGGAUUGAACAAAAAUUUCCAGGCGAUCGCCGUGUACAAAAAGAACGAUCCGACAAGUGUGGACGAGCGAGAGUACAUGGAAAAUUUGUUCAACUCGCUCUGCGCCGCCCUCAUGUUCCCCGCCAAUCGAAGUACGUUUCGGUAUUGUGACUGCUUUGCCUGCUUUUAGAAUAAAUUCUGAAACGAUAAAAAGUUGCUUUGUCUGCUUUUCGAGCUUUUCCCGCAUCUUUUUGAGCGCACCUCCGUCAUAAACGAAAUUAGGAUUUUGUGGUGGCAAAAUAAUUUUUUGCAGAAAAGUUUCUGGACGGCGAAGGACUGCAGCUGAUGAAUCUGAUGCUCCGCGAGAAGAAACAGUCGCGUCAGAGUGCGCUAAAAGUGCUGAAUCACGCGACGUCGGGCGAGGAGGGCAUCGAGAACUGCAAUAAGUUGGUGGAGAUGCUCGGAUUGCGCACCAUCUUCCCGCUUUUCAUGCGGACGCCGUCAAAGAUGAAGCGGAAGGACACGACUCCCGACGAGCACGAGGAGCACGUUUGCACCGUACGUUAUUUUUUUUUUUAAAGUGAAAUACGGAUGUGAACGUUGGAAACGAAAACAAUUUUGGUUAUGUGUAAUGCAAGAAACAGUGUAAAAUAAAAUUCGAGAAGCAGAUUUUUAUUUGAAAAGAAAAGGUUUGCACAUUUCCCUUGCAGAUAUUGUCGUCGCUGCUGGCCGCCUGCGCCGAAAACCAUCGUCAACGAAUUGUGCAGAAAUUUGUGGAGCACGAGCACGAGAAGGUCGACAGAGCCGUCGAGCUCUUUUUGAAAUACAAGUGCGUCGCUUCUUCUUUUUUUUUUGUUGGGAUUUUUUACAAAAAAGCGCGUCAAAACGACGCAUUAGUUCAAAAACAGCGAGAAAUCCGGUACGGUACGGUUAAAGGCGAAUAACAAGUUUUUUGCGAUGGUCCCGCAACGAUCACAACAACGCAAACAACCGUUUUUUUUUUUGCAGAGAAAAAGUGCAAAGAUUCGAGCUGAAAAAGAAGCGAUUGGCACAAGAAGCGGGCACUUCCGAGGACGACGAUCCGGACAGGUAGAUUAUUGUAGUUUUUAUUGAAACACAAACCAUUUUCUUGCAGAGAUUAUCUGGACAAACUCGACAACGGACUGUACACUCUGCAACGUCUGACUCUGAUCCUGGCCGACGUGGCAGUCGGAGUGGAGACGGCGCGAAAGAGAGAGGAGAAGCUGUUCCAGAUGAAGAUGAGCAGCAAUCGGCUCGAUUUGAUGCUCACCCCGGUACACCCUUCCGCUUUUCCGAUUCUUAGAGCCAAGUCAAUUGUUGUUGCAGAUUCUCCAGGAAUACGCCGACAAUUUGGGCGACGAGGCGAUGUUGGAGCAGGAACGGGCUCUUUUGAUGAUUGCCAAAAUUGAGGAGUUCUACAAAUCCGCCUAA